AUGUCCUUCACCUGCCAAAAGUGCCGCCAGCCCCUCCUCCUCUCACCCACCCUAUCCUCCGAGCUCGACCUCAACCAGUCCGCCUACGACCUCAUACAGGACUCGUUCAUCGCACACCCCCAUCGCAGCCACCCGCAUCGUCAUGCCUCCUCGUCAGCCGCAGCGGCCCAGCUCGGCCACACCCCACACGCCAUCACCACCACCUCCCCCUCCUCGCCCGCCUCACCCGCCGCCACUGGCACAGACGCACAGGGAUCCCUCAGCGCCCGUCUCCUAGCCUCAAGCCGCCUCUUUGACCUCCUCUCCCACCCGCACCUGCCCCACGCCUCCACCUCGGACCCCUCGACCGCCAUCGACCACCCGCUAUGCAACGAGUGCACCGACGCCCUCCUCGAAAUCAUGGACGACCAGAUGGCCAACAUCAGAAAGGAGAGGGACGCCCUCCUCGCAUUUGAGUCAGAGUGCAAGCGCUACGGUGUCAUGCCCAGCUCCAAGGGCACUAGCGACGAGCAGCCGUCGCAGCAGCAGCAGCAGCAACUACAAGACCUCAUCUCUCAGCUCGCGACAGAUGAAAAGCAGGCCAAAGACGACCUUGAACUCGCAGAAUCACAACGACUCAGCGUCGAGGAUGAGCUCCGUGCCCUCGACCAGCAGGAGCGAGCCCUGCAGGCAGAAGAAGAGAGCUUCUGGGCCAAGCACUCGGCCCACGCGCUCGAAAUCGCCCAGCUCAGCUCGGCGCGCUCGUCUCUGCUGACCUCGCUGGACCACACGCGCGCCUCGCUGGCCCGCCUGACGCUGACCAACGUCUACAACGACGCCUUCUGCAUCGGCCACGACGGCGGAUUCGCCACCAUCAACGGGCUGCGCCUCGGCCGCCUUCCGGGCGCCAACGUCGAGUGGAACGAGAUCAACGCCGCAUGGGGUCAGACGGCGCUGCUCCUCUCGACGCUGGCACGCAAGCUCGACGUCGAUUUUCAGGGCUGGCGCAUCCUACCCAAGGGUUCCUUUAGCACCGUCCACCGUACCGACGGCGAUCGGGCCGUGUACGAGCUGUACGGCAGCGGCGACUGGCAGAUUGGGCGGCUGCUCCAGUCGAGGCGGUUUGACCACGCCAUGGUCGGCUUCCUCGACUGUCUCAAGCAGCUCGCGACGUGGGCCAGCCAGCGCGACGAGAGCCUGCGCCUCCCGCACGCCAUCAACAAGGACCGCAUCGGCGAAGCUAGCAUACGCCUCCAGUUUGGACAGGACGAGACUUGGACCCGCGCACUGCGCCACGUGCUCUGGACGCUCAAGGUGCUCCUCAGCUGGACCGUGCAGAGAAUCGACGAACUAGACCCACACCCGCCGCAGCAGGCACAACGGCCCCCGACGACAGCGGCGGCGGCGGCGGCGGCGGCGGCGACGGCGGCGACGGCGGCGGCGACGGUGCCACCAAGUCCCAGAAGAUCCAUUGCGGCCUAG
Messenger RNA from Pseudozyma flocculosa PF-1, 1461 nucleotides. RefSeq lists its product as uncharacterized. Gene Ontology annotation, biological process: autophagosome assembly; autophagy; late endosome to vacuole transport. Gene Ontology annotation, cellular component: phosphatidylinositol 3-kinase complex, class III, type I; phagophore assembly site; phosphatidylinositol 3-kinase complex, class III, type II. The transcript is spliced from 2 exons. The record is from RefSeq and is a predicted model, not a curated record. The coding region runs from base 1 to 1461 and encodes 486 amino acids. Lineage: Eukaryota; Fungi; Basidiomycota; Ustilaginomycetes; Ustilaginales; Ustilaginaceae.